Molecule: messenger RNA, 1518 nt
Organism: Meira miltonrushii
Lineage: Eukaryota; Fungi; Basidiomycota; Exobasidiomycetes; Exobasidiales; Brachybasidiaceae
Exons: 3
Coding region: 1-1518 (505 amino acids)
Biological process (GO): acyl-CoA metabolic process
Cellular component (GO): mitochondrion
Molecular function (GO): fatty acyl-CoA hydrolase activity
Source: RefSeq, a predicted model, not a curated record
AUGUAUUCCAUCGGAUAUGUUAGCCAUGGUUCCAAACCUCCUGCUGUUGCACUUGCAGCUAGUGCAAUCGAGAAUGGUGUGGGAUUUGAUGACCUGUUUGAAGAUGAUGAAGAAGACAUCUUGAUCGUUCGUUGCUGUACAAGGCUAUUCAGGUCAUCUCCCGCAUAUACCCAGCAAUCCGAAAUUGCUACUCCUCUACAAGAACGAGAUAAUGUUCGCAAUAUUCUGAGCUUAGCACAAGAAGUUCGAAAAGAAUGGGUAUCAAAAUCUUGGAAUGACGUUGUACAUGCAAAAACGCUUCAAGCAAAUACUUCCAUCUCCUCUAAAGCAAAGCUACAAUUAAGUCAAGAACUUGAACAAAAGCUUCAAAAACCAAAAAGGAUGAUGCAAUCAUAUUCUUCCUUUCCUCUUCGAUUUCGUGAUGAACCAGAAGUACUAGAAGGCUAUAUAAGUUCUUGGGGCGGAAUUCGAAUUGGAAAGGUUUUAGAAGAUUUGGAUAGUCUAGCUGGCGAGGCUAGUUACAAGCAUGUACUGGGAAGCAGACCCACAGAAUCAGAUCAUGAAAUGAAUCCGAUCUUCAUCGUGACCGCAUCUGUCGAUAGGCUGGAUUUACUAGAACAUUUAAGGGCAGACCGAAAUUAUCGAUUGAACGGGAUGGUGAUCUAUGUCGGAUCAUCCUCAAUGGAAGUUUUGGUAACGGUAGAGGAUGUGACUGACGUCAAAGAUGGUAAAAGUGACGCUGCAAGAGCUGUUUUGACUGGAAGAUUUACCAUGGCAACCAGAAAUGCAGCAACAGGAAAAGCACAAUCAAUUCCACCUCUUCAAAUUCAAAAUUCUGCUGAAGAGCAAUUGUUUGCACAGGGACAAGCACACAAACAGAGAAAGCGGUUCGAAGCUCAAACGUCAUUGGAGAAAGUCCCUCCAACUUCCGAUGAAGCUACAUUGUUACAUCAGUUAUGGCUAGCGGAAGAAGCAAAAAAGAGUAAGGCAAUUACAGACAAAUCUCUAGACACGGAGAGCAAAUCGGUAUACAUCGAAGAUACACAGCUAGCAAGUGUUUCGUUCAUGCAUCCUCAACAACGCAACGUACAUAUGAAAAUCUUUGGUGGAUAUUUGAUGAGAAGUGCAUAUGAGCUAGCCUACAUGAACGCUAUCACAUUCGCUAACGGCAAGCCUGUCAAGUUUCUCUCCCUGGAUGCGUUGUCCUUUCAUUUACCCGUUUCAAUAGGCGCUAUCUUGAGCCUGACGUCACGAAUCACAUAUACCAGUGGAAGUACACCACACACCACGGAGCAAAACGAACAAAGCUCGAUCGCAUCUGUCGUUGUAUUGGCAGAAGUGGUCGAUACGAAAACGGGUGAGAAAAAACGAAGUAACACCUUCCAUUUCAGCUUUGACUUCGGUCCCGAUGCGAAAAAAGUCCUACCAGAAUCAUAUCGGGAUAGCAUCGCUUUCCUAGAAGGCAAAAGACGUGUCGAUUUGGGCAACGAAUUACGAAGAAUCUCACAACCUGCAUGA